Messenger RNA from Brassica oleracea var. oleracea, 1014 nucleotides. RefSeq lists its product as uncharacterized. The coding region runs from base 1 to 1014 and encodes 337 amino acids. The record is from RefSeq and is a predicted model, not a curated record. Lineage: Eukaryota; Viridiplantae; Streptophyta; Magnoliopsida; Brassicales; Brassicaceae. The transcript has a single exon.
AUGAGGACAAGAGUCUUACGUCGGCAUUUUUGGCAUAUUGGAGACAUCCCAAUGAUCGUUCAGCAAUGGUGCCCUAAAACUACAAACCUCAAGCCAGAUCUUACGUCCAUUCCGAUAUGGGUGGACUUCAAAGACGUUCCUGACCAUCUGUUUACUGAGAUUGGACUCAAAUUUUUGGGUAACAUUAUUGGAUCAUACCAAAAACUUCAUCCGAACACCCAGAGAUGUAUUCGUUUAGAUGUUGCUCGAGUUUUGGUUGUUGUUAAUCUCGAGGAGCCACUGCCUACGGUAAUCUCUCUCAAUACAGAUGAAGAAACUCUCAUUCAGGUUAGCUACCCAUGGCUACCGCCUAGGUGCAAUACCUACAAUUCGUGGGGGCACAAAGAAACUGAGUGUGCUCAGAUGAAGAUGGGAUUAGUGGUGAUUCAGACGCAGACAAAGGGUUUACCGAGUGAAAGUUCCAAAGAAGUCUUAUUGCCGGUUGAGAAGGAAUCAUUAGAGGCAAAAACUGUUGCGCAUGCUGAGGCCAAACAGGCUGAGAAUGCAGAUAUAGUGGAAGUAGCCGAUGGGGAAAGUGUAGCCCAAACAAAAGAAAGUGCUACUGAAAUUCAGGGGAAGGAUUGGAAACUAGUGACUAGGAAAGCUUCUCCACGAAACUCACAUGGAAAACAAUCAGAAAAAUCCAAGCAGUCUAGUUACGUGGAUGCUGGAAAUACGGAGGUUUCUCCUUCUCGGUUUAACCUUCUCUCUAUGGAUGAGGAUGAAGAGAAUUUGGAGGAGGGGGAACUAAGUGUAGCAGAGGAUGAUCAGGAGGAGAUUAGAGAAGAGGAAAACUCUGUGGAGUCAGAAACUGACAUACAAGAGAAACUGGAAAAACUGAAGCCGGCUGCCUCUCAGAAGAAGCGUUUAGGGAAUAAGAAAAAUCCUCAGACCAAAAAAAUCCAGAAAAAUGUAAAAGACCAGCAGCUGUCCCAUACUAACACAACAAAGAAGUCCUCCUCACAGAGGAACUAA